AUGUUCGCCCGCUCGCUUCGUUCCGCCGCCCCCGCCGUGCGCGCUCUCCACACAUCGGCUCUUCUCCGUGCUGCUGAGAAGUCUGCCGCUGAGCUCGCGCUCCGCGAUGCUCUCAAGGCUGCUAUGAAGGCUAAGGACAAGCCCGCCGUCCACACCAUCAAGACUAUCCUCAGCGAUGUCACGAAUCUGGCCAAGACUGGCCCGAACCCCGACCAGCCGGCCACCCAGGAGGGUGUCAUCAACACUAUCCGCAAGGGUAUCGAGAAGCGGAAAUCCGCCGCCGCCGAGUUCGACCCCAACUCGGAGCACGCCGCCUCGCUGCUCGCUGAGGCUCAGCUCCUGCAGUCGUACAUGCCCGCCGGGCCGUCGCCGGAGGCCGUCCAGGCCAUCAUCGACGAGAUCGUCGCGGGCCUGCCCGCCGAUGUUCGCAGCGGCCGUGGAGCGACCGGCCAGGUCAUGAAGGCGCUCUGGGAGCGUCUCGGUGACGCCCGCGCCGCCGUCGACAAGAAGGACGUUGCUGCGCGCGUCCAGGCCGCGAUCGGCAAGUAG
This is a messenger RNA of Trichosporon asahii var. asahii CBS 2479, 549 nucleotides long. RefSeq lists its product as uncharacterized. Gene Ontology annotation, molecular function: carbon-nitrogen ligase activity, with glutamine as amido-N-donor. The record is from RefSeq and is a predicted model, not a curated record. Gene Ontology annotation, cellular component: mitochondrion. The transcript is spliced from 2 exons. The coding region runs from base 1 to 549 and encodes 182 amino acids. NCBI's taxonomy places the organism in Eukaryota, Fungi, Basidiomycota, Tremellomycetes, Trichosporonales, Trichosporonaceae.